Molecule: messenger RNA, 357 nt
Organism: Penicillium argentinense
Lineage: Eukaryota; Fungi; Ascomycota; Eurotiomycetes; Eurotiales; Aspergillaceae
Exons: 1
Coding region: 1-357 (118 amino acids)
Molecular function (GO): oxidoreductase activity, acting on paired donors, with incorporation or reduction of molecular oxygen; monooxygenase activity; iron ion binding
Source: RefSeq, a predicted model, not a curated record
AUGGUCGGCACCACAACAUACGCCCUCCACCGCAACCCGUAUUACGUCACCGCGCCCGACGAAUACCGCCCCGACCGAUGGAUCAUAAAUGCAGAGACCGGUGUGGACGAGGAAAGCAUCUGGAUCGCCAAACAGGCGUUCAUCCCCUUUAGCGUUAGGGCCCGAUCGUGCGUCGGGUGGAAACUCGCCUGGACCGAGUUGAACGUGACAAUCGCCCGCAGGCUGUUCCGCUAUGACAUACGAUUGGCGCCUGAUGGGCGCUGCUGCGGUGGUAUACACGACCAUUGCAAUUUCCGAUUGCAGGGUUAUAUCACGUCAGCGGUCGAAGGGCCCUUUGUGCGGUGCCGACCUCGCUAG